Messenger RNA from Varanus komodoensis (Komodo dragon), 9777 nucleotides. It is a transcript of the gene ARFGEF2, whose product is annotated as ADP ribosylation factor guanine nucleotide exchange factor 2. Gene Ontology annotation, molecular function: guanyl-nucleotide exchange factor activity. The record is from RefSeq and is a predicted model, not a curated record. Lineage: Eukaryota; Metazoa; Chordata; Lepidosauria; Squamata; Varanidae. The coding region runs from base 150 to 5543 and encodes 1797 amino acids. The transcript is spliced from 39 exons. Gene Ontology annotation, biological process: regulation of ARF protein signal transduction.
GCGGCGCCGUGUCGCUGUCCAUCCCCUCCUUUAAGGCAGUCGCGUUUCUUCCGGAUCAUGGAGCCCAUCUGCUCCCGGAGCCCUUGAGAGUGCCGUUUCCCGCCCCGCUUUGGACAGACCGGGACGCGGGCCUUCACGGCGCGACGGCCAUGCAGCCCCCUGCCCGCGAGGAGGACACCCGCACCAAGAGCAUGUUCGUGUCUCGGGCCUUGGAGAAGAUCCUCUCCGAGAAGGAGGCGAAGCGGCCCCCUCACGGGCAGCUGCGGACAGCCUGCCAGGUGGCGCUCGAUGAAAUAAAAGCAGAACUAGAAAAGCAAAGCCAAGGCAAUGAAACCACACCAAAAGCAAACUUCAUUGAAGCAGAUAAAUAUUUCCUCCCAUUUGAGUUGGCUUGCCAGUCAAAGUCCCCAAGAAUUGUCAGCACCUCAUUGGACUGCUUACAGAAACUCAUUGCCUAUGGACAUAUCACUGGCAAUGCUCCAGACAGUGGAGCCCCUGGAAAGCGCCUGAUUGACCGUAUAGUUGAAACAAUCUGUAAUUGUUUUCAAGGUCCUCAAACUGAUGAAGGAGUGCAAUUACAAAUAAUUAAGGCUCUUCUCACUGCUGUCACUUCCCCGUAUAUAGAAAUUCAUGAGGGAACAAUCCUUCAGACUGUUAGAACUUGUUACAAUAUCUAUCUGGCCAGUAAAAAUCUCAUUAAUCAGACAACUGCCAAGGCUACCCUCACUCAGAUGCUGAAUGUCAUUUUCACUCGGAUGGAAAACCAAGCUAUACAGGAGGCAAGAGACCAAGAAAAAUCAAGUCAACAAAAAUCCCAGUCUCCCAUGAGUCAUGUUACGUCAGGCUCUCCCAGGAUUGGCCGACUAAAAUACAGCCAACAAGAAAGCAGCCCAUCAACUCCUGUAAAAAUAGACUUAACUAAUGGUGAACCUGAAAGAAAAGAAAAUGGAGACCAGAAACCAGAAGACAAUUUAACUCCUUCAGUAUCUGAAGAAGAAACUGAUGAAGGCACAGAAAUUGUUAAAGGAAUCUUGGAGGAUGUGGUCACUUCAGCCGUUAGAGCCUGUUUAGAAGAAGAAAUUAAAAAGCAAGCUCUGCCUGAAUCGGGUAGGAUUCUGUCUGAAUUGGGAACUGCAGUUCUUGCCUCUCCUGGUGGUAUUAGUGAAAACACGCAAGCAAAUGGAAUUCCAGAUGAUAGACAGUCUGUCUCCUCUACGGAUAAUCUGGAAACAGAUGUCCCUGGACCUCAGGCAGCUGCCAAAUUCUCCCAUAUCCUUCAGAAGGAUGCCUUUCUUGUGUUUCGUUCAUUGUGUAAACUUUCAAUGAAACCGCUCGGUGAUGGGCCUCCUGAUCCCAAAUCUCACGAGUUACGUUCUAAAAUAGUGUCCCUUCAGCUGCUACUUUCAGUUUUGCAAAAUGCUGGUCCAGUCUUCAGGACGCAUGAAAUGUUCAUUAACGCCAUUAAGCAAUAUCUCUGUGUAGCAUUAUCUAAAAAUGGAGUGUCUUCUGUUCCUGAUGUGUUUGAGCUCUCCCUUGCCAUCUUCCUCACCCUUCUCUCAAACUUUAAAACUCAUUUAAAAAUGCAGAUUGAGGUGUUUUUCAAAGAGAUUUUUCUAAACAUUUUAGAAACCUCUUCCAGUUCCUUUGAACACAAGUGGAUGGUAAUUCAGACCCUGACCAGAAUUUCUGCAGAUGCUCAGUGUGUAGUGGACAUAUAUGUGAACUAUGACUGUGAUCUGAACGCCGCUAAUAUUUUUGAACGGCUCGUUAAUGACUUGUCUAAAAUUGCCCAGGGACGGAGUGGACAUGAGUUAGGCAUGACACCUUUGCAGGAACUGAGCCUACGGAAGAAAGGUCUUGAAUGUUUGGUCUCUAUUUUAAAGUGCAUGGUAGAAUGGAGCAAAGACCUGUAUGUGAACCCUAAUCAUCAGGCCAGCCUUGGUCCAGAUAAGCCUUCUGAUCAGGAAAUGGGAGAGAAUAAAUGUCUGGAGGCUGGGGGAAGAAGAAGUAGUGCAAGUUCCUUAGAUUCAACCAUCUCUUCAGGAAUCGGCAGUGUUGGAACCCAGGGCAUUGUCCCUGAUGAUCCAGAGCAAUUUGAGGUCAUCAAGCAGCAGAAAGAGAUCAUUGAACAUGGGAUUGAACUGUUUAAUAAAAAGUCCAAGAGAGGGCUGCAGUAUUUGCAGGAGCAGGGAAUGCUGGGUGUCACAGCGGAGGACAUAGCACAGUUCCUUCACCAAGAGGAGCGCUUGUCUUCUAGUCAAGUAGGAGAAUUUCUGGGUGACAGUAGCAAGUUUAAUAAGGAGGUGAUGUACGCCUAUGUAGACCUGCUUGAUUUCUGUGGAAAAGACUUUGUCUCUGCUUUACGUAUAUUUCUGGAGGGAUUUCGGUUACCUGGUGAAGCUCAGAAGAUUGAUAGACUAAUGGAAAAAUUUGCUGCUAGAUACAUUGAAUGCAACCAAGGCCAAACUCUCUUUGCUAGUGCUGACACAGCUUACGUUUUAGCAUAUUCUAUUAUCAUGUUGACAACAGACUUGCACAGUCCCCAGGUAAAGAAUAAGAUGACCAAAGAACAAUAUAUAAAAAUGAAUCGUGGAAUAAAUGAUAGCAAAGACCUUCCAGAGGAUUAUUUGUCUACUAUCUAUGAUGAAAUAGAAGGAAAGAAAAUCGCAAUGAAGGACACCAGAGGAUAUGCGAUCACAACCAAAUCUACUAAGCCAAAUGUAGCCAGUGAGAAGCAGAGACGGUUGUUAUACAACCUGGAAAUGGAGCAAAUGGCAAAAACCGCUAAAGCGCUGAUGGAGGCAGUAAGCCAUGCAAAAGCACCUUUCACUAGUGCAACUCACCUCGAUCAUGUCAGGCCUAUGUUCAAACUUGUGUGGACUCCACUGCUAGCAGCUUACAGUGUUGGCCUUCAAAACUGUGAUGACACUGAAGUUGCAUCAUUGUGCUUGGAAGGAAUACGAUGUGCUAUCCGAAUAGCCUGCAUUUUUGGCAUGCAGCUUGAACGAGAUGCUUAUGUACAGGCACUUGCCCGCUUCUCAUUGUUGACAGCAAGUUCCAGCAUCACUGAAAUGAAACAAAAGAAUAUAGAUACAAUUAAGACGCUUAUUACAGUAGCACACACUGAUGGCAACUACCUGGGAAACUCUUGGCAUGAGAUCUUAAAAUGCAUCAGCCAGCUGGAGCUAGCACAGCUAAUAGGGACUGGAGUUAAAACACGCUACCUGUCUGGAUCUGGCCGUGAAAGAGAAGGGAGCCUCAAAGUCUUCACAUCUGGAGGAGAGGAGUUCAUGGGUCUUGGACUAGGUAACCUUGUUGGUGGAGGUGUCGAUAAACGGCAAAUAGCCAGCAUUCAGGAAUCUGUGGGAGAAACCAGUUCACAAAGUGUUGUGGUAGCAGUGGACAGAAUAUUUACAGGCUCAACAAGACUGGAUGGAAAUGCAAUAGUUGACUUUGUUCGAUGGUUGUGUGCGGUUUCCAUGGAUGAGUUGGCUUCCCCUCACCAUCCACGCAUGUUCAGUCUGCAGAAGAUUGUUGAGAUCUCUUAUUACAACAUGAACCGAAUUAGGCUGCAGUGGUCCAGGAUAUGGCAUGUCAUUGGCAAUCAUUUCAACAAGGUUGGUUGUAAUCCUAAUGAAGAUGUGGCUAUCUUUGCAGUUGAUUCUUUGAGACAGCUAUCAAUGAAGUUUCUUGAAAAGGGAGAAUUAGCCAACUUUCGAUUUCAAAAAGACUUUUUGAGGCCUUUUGAGCAUAUCAUGAAGAAAAACAGAUCUCCAACAAUUCGAGACAUGGUAAUACGGUGCAUUGCUCAGAUGGUGAAUUCUCAAGCUGCUAAUAUUCGCUCAGGGUGGAAAAACAUUUUUGCAGUAUUUCAUCAAGCAGCAUCUGACCAUGAUGGGAAUAUUGUGGAGCUGGCAUUCCAAACAACAGGACAUAUAGUUACCAAUAUUUUUCAACAGCAUUUCCCAGCAGCAAUAGAUUCAUUCCAGGAUGCUGUAAAAUGUUUAUCAGAAUUUGCAUGUAAUGCAGCCUUUCCGGACACCAGCAUGGAAGCAAUUAGACUUAUCCGUUAUUGUGCAAAAUAUGUUUCAGAAAGACCACAGGUGUUGAGAGAAUACACAAGUGAUGACAUGAAUGUGGCAACCGGAGACAGAGUUUGGGUCAGGGGGUGGUUUCCUAUUUUGUUUGAACUUUCUUGUAUCAUCAAUCGGUGCAAGUUAGAUGUGCGUACAAGAGGCCUAACAGUUAUGUUUGAAAUCAUGAAGAGCUAUGGCCAUACCUUUGAAAAGCACUGGUGGCAAGAUCUGUUUCGAAUUGUGUUUAGGAUAUUUGAUAACAUGAAGCUCCCUGAGCAGCAAACAGAGAAAUCUGAAUGGAUGACUACUACAUGUAAUCACGCACUUUAUGCAAUCUGUGAUGUAUUUACACAGUUCUAUGAAGCUUUGAAUGAGAUUCUUCUUCCUGACAUAUUUGCACAGUUACACUGGUGUGUAAAACAAGAUAAUGAACAACUGGCUCGAUCAGGUACCAACUGCCUAGAAAGCCUGGUAAUAUUAAAUGGACAAAAAUUCAGUCAUGAAGUCUGGGACCAAACCUGCAAUUGUAUGCUAGAAAUCUUCAAAACAACAAUUCCUCAUGUCUUGCUUACAUGGAGGCCAGCAGGAAUGGAAGAUGAUUCAUCUGAAAAGCACUUGGAUGUGGAUGUAGAUCACCAGUCUUCAAGCAGUAUUGACAAAAAUGCUUCAGAAAGAGGGCAGAGCCAGUUUUCAAAUCCUACAGAUGACAGCUGGAAAGGUGGUGCUUAUUCAAACCAGAAACUCUUUGCCAGCCUCCUCAUUAAGUGUGUUGUGCAGCUGGAAUUGAUACAGACCAUUGAUAAUAUAGUAUUUUACCCAGCAACAAGCAAGAAGGAAGAUGCUGAGCAUAUGGCUGCUGCUCAGAGAGACACACUAGAUGCAGACAUACACAUAGACACCGAAGACCAAGGAAUGUACAAAUAUAUGUCUUCCCAACAUCUGUUCAAGUUACUGGACUGUCUGCAAGAGUCUCAUUCAUUCUCGAAAGCUUUUAACUCAAACUAUGAACAAAGGACUGUUCUAUGGCGAGCAGGGUUCAAGGGUAAAUCAAAACCCAACCUUUUAAAACAAGAGACCAGCAGUUUGAUUUGCUGCCUGCGAAUUCUUUUCCGAAUGUAUGUUGAUGAAAACCGCAAAGACUCCUGGGAAGCCAUCCAAGAGAGACUCCUGAAUGUGUGCAGUGAAGCCUUGGCUUAUUUUAUCACCGUGAACUCUGAAAGCCAUCGAGAAGCCUGGACCAAUCUCUUGCUCUUACUUUUAACAAAAACGCUAAAAGUCAGUGAUGAAAAGUUCAAAGCACAUGCUUCAACAUAUUAUCCCUACCUAUGUGAAAUAAUGCAGUUUGACUUGAUCCCAGAGCUCCGAGCUGUGCUGCGAAAGUUUUUCCUGCGCAUAGGGGUUGUGUUCAGAAUCUGGAUUCCUGAAGAACAGUUGCGAACAGUGGGUACCCAUUCACUUCCAUGGUAGCCCCAUAGCUGCUCUUUCCCAAAGCUUGAGUUGUGCUAAGUCAAAGAAUGGAUGCAGAAGGUGAGCAAUGAAUAAUUGACAGGUCUCAAAGAAGAAGCAGCUACAACUAUGGGAGCAGCAGGUUUAUUUUGAUCAAGCUGGUAUUUCUGAGGGGAAGCUGUUAUCUCUCUUUUUAAAAUCUGGCUGCCCUAUAGGAAUAACUGUCAGCAUUUGAUGAUUUAAUGCAGUAAAUGUCAAGUCAUUCUUAUCACUAAGCUUGUCUCUCCAAAUCUGUUGUUUGUAAUGUUUCCCUCUUAACACUUUCCAGCUAAUUCCCCAUAAUCUGCUGGAAAAUAUUUAAUGAAUGGAAGCUAUUUGUGAGAUAAUACUGAAUAUAUUCAUAUAGGCUUGUGAUGUUAGCAAAUCUAGUAAUAAAUAUUUGAGAGGGCUAAGUUCAUCUGAAAAAUAUGCAGGAACACUUCCUCCACUGGGGUGCAUUCAGUUGAAAACUGGUCCUUUUUAAGUGGUUUGGUGCUGUAUAUUCUAUAAACACAUGGGAAGAUGGUGAUUUGGCAAUAAUACAGCCAGUCACCCAGCAAACUUCCAAUGCCAUCUUUAUCUCCGUUGCUCCUACUGCCAACUUACUGUAUAUUGCAGCAUGUGUUGUGGUACAUCAUUCCUAGAGCAGCACCAUAAUUUGUUGGCCUGGACCUGUUUGUUUUCAUAAUAUGAAAUUAACCUUGAUAGCAAGUUGUUGUCAACAAAAUAAUUUGCAAACACUGCUCCCCACAAAGAAAGUAGUUGAAAAACAUAUCACAAAGCCUCUUAACCCAUUUAGUAAUCUCAUGACUUGAAUGUUUAAGAACCUUGACAAUUUAGAAAAUUCUUCUUCUUUAAUAAUAUGAAGCAAAUAGGAAAAUUAAGCUUUUAAGUUAACCUCUGAUGUGCACAUAAAAUUAAUUAAAAUGUAAUUACAUGUCGAUAAAACAGUUCCCUUUUGAAUUAUAGAUAGAAUAGAAUUUGGGUAAAAGCAGUCUAUCCUUAAUGUGCAUUAAGCUGUUUCUAUUUUUACUCCAGAAUGUGAGUUAUGGUAGGUUUAUAAUGGUUUGGUCAGUCCUUUAUUGUCAUUAAUGGUGUAAGGGGGAAGAGUCUGGUUCCUAUUGGGACCACUUGAUUUAUUAAUAUAAGUGCACAUGUAUAUGUGACAAAAGCCUGACUGUUAGAGGGCAAUAGGAAGAAACUUGCAAUUGUAGCAGUGCAGUUCUAUUGGCUCUACUGACUUCGGAUCCAAGGGGAUUUUUGUUUCUGUUUUUUGUAAGACCAUGUCUUAGUCCGAUAAAAGAAAUAGUUUUGUAAGGUACGGCAGGCAAAAUCUUUUAGCUGUAUUUCACUCUGAUGUAAUGGGUGCAAGGUUUGUAUAAGAGGGCAGGAAAGAAAUUGGUUCUGUCCAAAUAUAUUAAAAUGCAAGUGCAAAAAGUAUUAUCAAAUGUAUAUCUGCAAGCAUGAAUCGCAAUAGUAUUGACUGAAUGGAAAGUGGAGGUGGAGGAAUUGUGUUUGAUUGGCUCCAGUCCUAAAAAAAUGGCUUUACACUAAGUUCCAUUGAAGACAAUAGCUUCUGAGUGUAACUAAUGUCUGGAAACUUCUUGUUUUGUAAAUUGAGCUCGACUGUGAACACAACCAAAGUUGUAAUAGCUUUGAGAGAACCAGAAUUGAUGACUGGAUUUAUUUUAUUAAUAUUGGUGCUCGCUUUCUCUCAAGUUUUGUUUAUAGCAAAACAGUGUGGGUUUUACAUUUACUUUUGGCCAUUCAUAUGAUAAGUAAAAACAAUUUCUGAUGUUUAAUUUCUUUACCAAAGAAUUUUACAUAGUAAGUACAGGAUUUGUCUUAUGUGAAGUACGUUGACACAGAUAAAUAACUUAUUUGAAACUUAUUGUUCUAACAUUUUGUCUAUGGGCAAAAUGUUAAGUGAAACAUAUGUUAAUUUUAUCAGCAUUUAAAUCAAUUUAAACUUUGUUUGCUAUGUAAAGAGGCAUUUCACCAUGUAUUGCAAGAAUUCAUUUAUUUUUAUAUAUGUAUAUUUACAUCCAUAUAUUGAAGUGUAUUCCUUUUAAUUGGACUAUUUCUUUUUUUUACCCACUACCAUAAUUCUGCUAUUAACAGUUUGUACAAAAGCACCUAGGGGCCCAUUCAUUUUUGUCAAAUGUUAAGUGUUCAAAUUUGCAUCCAUUUGACUUCAUACAAGAAGCAUGGCAGCAUUACAACUGAAGUUUCAAAAUCUGGGUGAGAAGUGCAAUACAGACGGGAGUGAAAUUAUAUCUUCCAAAUCUUAGCAGUAUAAAGUACCAUGAAGACGCUUUAUAUGAAAUAUAUUUGCAUAUAUAUGUAAUAUUAUUACCAUAAAACUUAGAGGCCUUUAAAGCCUUAGUGUUAAAAGAAUUUAUUUCCUUAGGAAAGCUAUGUUUAGCAGUCAAUCUUACAUUUUCAAAUAGCUAUACUCUAAAUUAAAAACACAUGGCAGGGGGAAAUCUACAUCACCAUAUGGUUACCAUGGACUUGUGUGAGAUGAGAUUUCAUGAGAGCCUUAUUCCAGAUAUUCGUGAAAGAUUGUAUGUGUACUAGAUCUGCAGAGAGUGAUAACAUAGUCCAUGUAUUCUCUGAAUGAGCUAUUAUGGUGGCUAGGGGCUUCAGUGUACCUUUUGUUUUUGUAAUAUCAAACUCCAUGGACAAUCAAGAAUUCUCACAGCCAUUUCUUUUAGCCCUGAUCAUGGAGGAGGUUCUGCAGAUUAAACACAGUAUUUCCUGUGGCACUUCUUUCAACACACAUGAAAUUUUAAUGAGAUUGUAGUACUCAACGACAAAAUUAUUAUCAUGGAUUCAAUGAAGAAUUAAGUAUCUCUGUAGGCCACAAUUGUGAUGUACAUACUCAUGUCUUAGCUCUGGAGAUCAGGAAUGAGCUGUUGUUGGGUAACAGACCGCAGACUCUCUAGUAUGAAGUUCCUUUCCUUGACAGUAUUAAUCUUGGCUUAGUUUUACAUCUGUACUAUCAGCAAUCGUGGUUAACUGUAUUCUGGUUCCCUCUUAACCAGAAUGUGCAAACCUGCUUUGAAUUCCCAUUUCCAACUACUGUUUAGGAUGGGAUCCUUGGUUAACAUUUAUCCUGGUUAUUGCUGUUGCAGACACAAUUAUAACUUGUGAUUAAAGCUAAGGAGGAAAAGGGGAGCAGGAAUAGGAACCAGUGAGGGGAGAUAAGCGCUCACAAGCCUCUCCAUCUGCUUAUGAUCACUUACUAGUAGUGGUCAGACAUUACAUCUGUACUUGUCCUAAAGUACUGUUAUAUUUUAAAAUACUUUUAAGUUGUGAAUAAAAUAAAUCUUGCCCCAAAUGAAUGUUUAGAAUACAGUCCACCCACCCUUCCUGAUCCACAUGUAGUCUUCUCAUUCUAUCAAUACUUCUGAAGAGGUACCCUACAGUACAGGUGAGAAAUAUUAGCUUAUUGACAGCCUGAAGGUGACCUUAAUUUUGCUGCUCCUGGCAUUAUCUUAUCAAGCACAUGACAUUUUUGGUUUUAUACCCUUUUCUGGAAGUUAUUUAUUCUAUAAUACAAAAAACCAAUACAGAUCAUCUAGUUAAAAUUCUGUAGUAUGAAUUCAAACUGAGGCUACAGACCACAAAUGUCUUAAGCCUGCAUAUUUGCACAGAAGCUGUUUUUUUUUUUUUUGAUAAAGUUGAUGGAGUAAAAUUUGCUUAAAUGCUUUGUGCAUUGCAUUUUAUAAUGAACAUUUGUUCACAACUGGCAUAGUCACACUGAAGUACAUAUAAGCCAGCAAUGAAUGGCCUAUGUAAUUUGCCCCUAAAUAUUUUAAAACUUAGUGAAUUGAUAUGAUCCUUGGCUUGAAGCAAACAAACGUUGAUUUGUGAGAGGUGCAAUUCUCUGUCUCAACACUUAGUCCAGAAUAUCUCUUUGCAACUUUAAAUAAAAUAUACUUUGUGCAAAAUGUAUGUUUUAUCUUUAUAAUGCCUAAAAUUAGUUACAAGCUACUUUUUUCCUAAGAGACCUUCUAUUAUGAAGUGCAUUUAAUAUCAUUAAGUUAAUGAAAGCAUUCCUUGCCCGAUGGAUGUAUACAUUUUUGACAGAAUAGCAAAAUAAUUAUAUAAUAUGAAAGCUAUGUAAAGUUUUUUACAUAAAAUAUUAUGUAUAAUAAUGUUGUAUCCCAUGCUUUAAUCAGGUGGUAAAUAAAGUUUAAAAACAACUGUA